UCGUCGUCGCUUGAAUAUUCUGAGCUUGAGUCUUCCAACCAUGAUAAAGACAUCUCUUGGUGAAUAUUUGUCAAAAUUUGAUAUGAGUUCAAAUUAAUAUAAGAAAUUAGUCCAACUGAGGUGCGCUGCGUAGUCUUCUAUUGUCUUUCUCGGUGCAGUUUGCUUGAAGGGACUCGCGAAGCCUUGCAUGACUUUUGGUGUUCGAAAAACAGGAAACGGGAAAACAAGCCAAACUGAUUUACUCGACUGUCCACAUCAUUUCGAUGCGUUGGCAGAAACGACAGGUCAGUAUGACGGGCUCUGAAUCGGUAAGGCUCCAAGGCUGCCGUCUGAAGCAGCGACACACUUUGAGGUUGUAGUGUAGUGCAAGAAGGGGAACUCGCAUAUAUUCAUCUACCCAAUACAUUUGAUUGGCUAAAGGAGGCUUGUGGUGCAUAAAAAACCAACCUCGAAGUCCCACUUAUCCAAUACUGUCAUAUUCUAGUAUCACAAGUUUGAUCGCGGCUAUGGAAUUGCUUGCGACUGGUUUCAACGCUUGGGGCCAACUUCAAUUUCAUAACGGGCAGAGUGAUACAUCUUCUGAACCUGAUGAUAUCCACUCGUUUCAGUCCGUCCUGAAAGAUGAUUUCAUCGGACACCCAUGUUCCCUUUUAGAAUGUACCUUUGUCAAAACUACCUCCGGAAUACGGCAAGCAGGUUUCAUCGAUGCCAAUCGAGCAAAUCUCAAGGAGAAGUUCCUCUCGUUCACGGCGGCUCUUGCAGGGAAUGGCAUUAUAGCUGAGUAUGAUGGCCACGAUGCAAUCUGCCAGUACGGAUCUCAGUUCUCUGGGAGUGGACCAGAGCAGCAGAACUUUUCUGGAAUGGGCCGAAUCGUCCAACUGGUAGCAUACGAAACCGGCUUUGUAGCUCUAUCAAAAGAUGGUCGCGUCUGGACUUGGGGAGAUGCGCGCUAUAGCGAUUGCCUCGGAAGAUCGGCAACAAAUUCAAGUCUAGCAGAGAGACCUGGUUUCGUAGAAGAACUGGAGGACCUACCGACCGGCAAGAUAAUCAAAAUCUUUGCCGCUGGAUAUUUGAUCCUUGCCUUGACGGAAGGCUAUGAUCUCUAUGCUUGGGGCGGACAUCCGGGACGAAGAGCCAUUCUCGAAGGGUUAUCUGGUAGUCCGAUACCCGUAGUAAUAAAAGAAAGCGAUAUAAUUGACUGCGGGGUCGGAGAAUCACAUAUGAUCGUGCUCACUUCUGAGCAUGAGGUAUACGUCAUUGGCGAUAAUACGAAUGGUCAGCUAGGGUUGUCAGUCAAAGAGGCAAGAGCGUGGACGAGGAUAUCUUUGCAGUUAAGAGUAGGACAAAUCGUUUGCGGAGUAAGUGCAGGGCAGCGCACUUCGUUCAUAUUGACCAAAGACAAAGAUCCUUGA
Molecule: messenger RNA, 1412 nt
Organism: Annulohypoxylon truncatum
Lineage: Eukaryota; Fungi; Ascomycota; Sordariomycetes; Xylariales; Hypoxylaceae
Product: RCC1/BLIP-II
Exons: 4
Coding region: 507-1412 (301 amino acids)
Cellular component (GO): cytoplasm
Molecular function (GO): guanyl-nucleotide exchange factor activity
Source: RefSeq, a predicted model, not a curated record